Messenger RNA from Dracunculus medinensis (Guinea worm), 1182 nucleotides. The record is from the annotation of a GenBank genome assembly. Lineage: Eukaryota; Metazoa; Nematoda; Chromadorea; Rhabditida; Dracunculidae.
ACGAGUGGAAAUUCAGCCGGAUGUAAAGAUAUAAUAGAUGCUCAGAAUCAUCAAUAUGUUUUCUGGGAUACACAGCCAGUGCCUAAAAUUGAUGAAGUGGUAACUGAAAAUACGUUCAUUGAAGCUGCUAUUGAUAAAACGGAAGUUCGAGCUGAACCAUAUUCUUUACCAGAUUUAUUCUAUUGGAGUGAUGUAGAUAUUUUAAAUAUUGAUGAGCUUACCGAAUUGUACAAUCUUCUUGCAGAAAAUUAUGUUGAAGAUGAUGACAAUAUGUUUAGAUUCGACUAUAAGCCUGAAUUUCUUGAAUGGGCAUUAAAGCCUCCUGGAUGGAAGAAAAAAUGGCACUGUGGUGUACGAGCCAAAAAUAAUGGAAAAUUGCUCGCAUUUAUCUCUGCGAUUCCUUCUAAUAUUCGUGUUUAUGAUCAGGUUUUAAGAAUGGUUGAAAUUAAUUUUCUGUGCGUUCACAAAAAAUUGCGAUCAAAACGAGUAGCUCCUGUUUUAAUACGGGAAAUCACGCGGCGUGUUAAUCAGAUUGGUAUUUUUCAAGCAGUAUUUACAGCGGGUGUUGUUUUGCCAAGACCUAUUGCUACUUGCAGGUAUUGGCACCGGUCUUUGAAUCCAAAAAAAUUAAUCGAAGUUAAAUUCUCACAUCUUGCUCGAAAAAUGACCAUGCAACGAACGUUAAAACUCUACAAACUUCCUGAGUGGCCAAAAACAGAGAAUUUGGAACUAAUGACUAGUAAUGAUAUUAAUAGUUCUCAUUUGCUGCUGAGUGAAUAUUUGAAGAAAUUUGAGUUGGCACCGAUUUUUUCGAAAGAAGAAUUCGAACAUUUUUUCUUGCCAAGGCCAAAUGUUAUACAUAGUUAUGUCGUUAAGAAUAAAGAAGGGAAAGUAACAGAUUUAAUAAGCUAUUACUUAUUGCCGUCAUCCGUAAUGCAUCAUCCGCAAUAUAAAUCAAUUAAAGCAGCAUAUUCUUUCUAUAAUGUGGCUACAUCAGUUUCGCUGAAACAACUCAUUAAUGAUUUUGGCAUUCUACAUAGUUGUAUUAAUCGAUUAUAUAAGACAAACAAUUUUAACCUUGAACUUAAAUUUGGCAUCGGCGACGGUAAUCUUCAAUAUUAUUUAUAUAACUGGAAAUGUCCUGAUAUAAAGCCGGAAAAAGUGGGUUUAGUUUUACAAUGA